GCGACAUUUGUUUACAAACUCUGAAAAAUCAGACAAAGCAAAAUUAAAGAAGAAAAAUUAUUUUUUUACCUGAAAUUGUGAUGGGAAAACGUAAAGAAGUCUCUCUUAAAGAAGAAUCUGAUGCAAAUUCUUCCAUCGAUCCUUCGACGCCGACAUCGAGUCAACGUUCAAAGCGCAACAAACGGAAGCGCUACAACAGUGACGAGUACAUAACGGACGAUCAUGCCUUCCGCGAUGCCACCAAAUCCGAAAAAACUGCUUCUCCAACGGUUUCGCACAACGUCACGGCGCCUCCUUUGACGAUGACAUUCGAAGCUGACUCGCCGAAAAUUCAAAUUCCCGUUCCAGCACCCGCCACGCCUGAAAUUAAAGCCUCUGUCGCAAUCACGGACGCCAUAAAACCUCUCACAAAGUCGCCAAAAUCACAGAAAAACCGCAAACCGGGCGAACCGAAGAAAAAACAACGAAGCAAAGACAGCGGAACGUCAAGUGAGGAGGAACGCUGGUUGGAUGCCAUCGAAUCGGGCAAACUUGAGGAAGUGGAUGACGAGCUAAAGAAGAUAAAACCGAAAGAUCCGAAGCUGAUGACGGCCCGGCAGCGUGCCAUGUACGACAGAACGAGCGAAAGUAACUCGUACGGACUGAUGUCGCUCCCGACGGGCUAUAAAGAGAAAGUAAUGACAGCAGAGGCCAUCCAAAAAGCCCAAAUAAAGUCACAGAAACGCAAACAAAUGGCCGACGAGAAACGCGAAAAGGACAAAAUGAAGACGAUGGAGCGACUUUUGAAGAAACAAGACUCAAAAUCGGUGAAACAGAUGAAAAAUCGCCCGGUUAAGGUUCAAGUUCCGCGAAUUUCGUACAUUCAAAAUGCAGAUGGAGGCACAAUUUCGUUGCCGGAAGGCAUAAAUUUCCCUUUUGAAGCGAAAAAACCUGUGGAUCCACCGAAACCGGUACUUUGUGGCAUGCCAAAUUGCAAAAACAUCAAAAAGUACAAUUGUUCGAAGACAAAUACGCCACUUUGCAGCUUCGGUUGCUACAAAAAGAACUUUGAGAUGAUGAAAAGGAUUACAUGUUGAUUUGUUUUUUAUAAAUUAUUUAUUUCCUUUUUACACUUACUCGCUAAGAAUCAUUAAAAUUAAU
Messenger RNA from Culicoides brevitarsis, 1140 nucleotides. Its product is annotated as INO80 complex subunit B. Bases 81 to 1076 code for a protein of 331 amino acids. Lineage: Eukaryota; Metazoa; Arthropoda; Insecta; Diptera; Ceratopogonidae. The record is from RefSeq and is a predicted model, not a curated record. Gene Ontology annotation, cellular component: Ino80 complex. Gene Ontology annotation, biological process: chromatin remodeling. The transcript has 2 exons.